AUGUUAAUAUUUAGUAGUAAUAGUAUAUAUAUACAUAUGAUGGCUCUUUGUAAAAGAUUCUAUAGUUCACAAUAUUUUAAUGUCAUGGAGAAAACUUUUAAUAAAGUUAAACAAAAGGGUUCAACUAGACCAUAUUUUUAUUUGGCAACUAGCAUGGGUACCAUUCUUGGAACAUGGGGGAUAUUUAUGAAAUAUAAAUCAAAUAAAGAUAGUGAAAUUAGAAAUAUUUAUGAAAAGGAAAGAAACUUGUGA
This is a messenger RNA of Arxiozyma heterogenica, 252 nucleotides long. RefSeq lists its product as uncharacterized. Bases 1 to 252 code for a protein of 83 amino acids. NCBI's taxonomy places the organism in Eukaryota, Fungi, Ascomycota, Saccharomycetes, Saccharomycetales, Saccharomycetaceae. The transcript has a single exon. The record is from RefSeq and is a predicted model, not a curated record.